Messenger RNA from Harpegnathos saltator (Jerdon's jumping ant), 1770 nucleotides. RefSeq names its product arginine/serine-rich coiled-coil protein 2. The coding region runs from base 343 to 1524 and encodes 393 amino acids. NCBI's taxonomy places the organism in Eukaryota, Metazoa, Arthropoda, Insecta, Hymenoptera, Formicidae. The record is from RefSeq and is a predicted model, not a curated record. The transcript is spliced from 4 exons.
CAAGGUCAUGUCAAUAAAUGAUCAUCAAUUGAACCUGUAUCAAUUACCUAUAACAAAUAGGUGCAAUCUGCAAGAGGCAGAAACACUAUUCGCAGUAUUGACAAUAUUUCUGAUCCGACUAUCACAUGGCACACCGUUGAAUUCAUUUAUGAAUUGAAAGCUGGGUAUAAAAUUAGCCUCCACUAUUUGUAAUCGGGACAUGAAUAAGACAAGACCUUGAAACCUUACGGAACACAGGAUAUAAUCAGGCUAUCAUUGACAUAAUUAAAAUUUAAAUAAUAAGUAAAUGGGAAUAGUGCCAUUUCGUGAGACAAUAUUAACACGUAGCUCUGUUGGUAAUACAUGAUACAAUAUCUACGCAUCUCGGCAAGGUCUAUGCUGUGUGAGGGUCUUUCAAGACUACCCCCAAGUCCUAUUCAGAAGACAGAGGAGAGCAACAACAACAAUUCCUCCAGGGAAUCCAGUAGCGAACGCGUGAACAGUCCCUCAGUGACACAGUCUACCUUCAGUUCGAGAACAGAAUCGUCUCGGUCCUUAUCCUCUCCGUCAGACCAGAGGCGAACCGAUCAUGAGAAUCAUACGAGCUCGAAAGACGAUCAUAAACGAGGAGACCGAAGCGAACGUAGCAGUCGUCACGUGUCUGACAAAGGAGGUCGCCGUUCCUCAUACGACGACCACCGAAAACAACGUGACAGCAGUUCUAAAGAUAGCAGGGAUUCGAAAAAAAGUCGGGACGACGAUAAAAAAUCACGAGACGAUGACAAACGAAAAUCGGUCGGGUCGUCCAAAGAGGUCGAGAAGAGCGAUGACAGAGAGAGAGGCGACAAGGAUCAUCAUAGGGACGACAGGAGGGAUCGCAAUCGCGAGAGGAACCGACGCAGGGACCGCGACAGGGAAAGGGAUCGCCGGCAUUCCAGAGACGACCGGUCGAAGGAUCGACACCGAGACGAACGUUCCAGUUACCACAAGGAGAAGGAUCGUGCGCGGUCGAGGUCGCGAUCGAGGGAUCGCGCACCACCGCCAUUCAGGACAAUGAGCUACCGGGAGGAGAAGGGACGGAAUAAACUGGCGCAAUUGGAGAAAUUGGGGAUAGAAUUGAAGCCACCCGAGGGCGAUGCUAUAAUACCGGGUGUGCAAAGUGAACAGAGCUAUUACAAUCCGCUGGCAACGGCAACGGAGGGCAAGUACGCGCAACAGAUUCAGAAGAGGAAAUUAUUAUGGAACAAGUCAAAAGACGACGGUAAUAGCACUUCAACUGCAGCUUCCACUGCCAAUACGUGGAUGGGUACAACUUUCACGCAUGAUCAAGAUGGAAAGGUAACUGCGAAAUUCAAGCGUUUGAUGGGUAUAAAGGGCGAUUUACCCAAUGCUUCGGCAGUAGGAACUAAACCGGACAUUUUGAAGAAACAGGAGGAGAUGUUCAAUAAUAUGGAACAACAAUAUGAAGUAGCACGUGCUACGACCCAUACUCAACGCGGUGUUGGGCUAGGCUAUGCUACUGGCGGCUAUCAAUUUCCACGAUAAGAUAGAGUCGAAUCUUCACUUCGCCGCACGCUUUCAUUUAAUACCGAUAGACAAAUGUACGACAUGUAGUUCUGUUUAACGUUCGGCGAACGAUCUAGUAGAAUAUUUCAACUGAUAAUAUAAGUUUUAUUUCUAAGCCUUUCAUUCAAAUCGCCUCAACUUGAUAGUGGAUUAUAGUUAAUUUAGUUUUCAAAGUUCACCAUGAUGUGUAUUUUUGUUGUAAGCACUGAAAAUAAAUUUAUUAAG